This is a messenger RNA of Rosa chinensis, 1003 nucleotides long. RefSeq lists its product as uncharacterized. Lineage: Eukaryota; Viridiplantae; Streptophyta; Magnoliopsida; Rosales; Rosaceae. The record is from RefSeq and is a predicted model, not a curated record. The transcript has a single exon. Bases 289 to 738 code for a protein of 149 amino acids.
AUCUUCUUGCUGGAAGUAGAAGCCAAGUAACAACAGCUUUGGUUCCCUUCUCGUUCAAUACUAUUAUAUUUAGAUAACCCCUAGUACAAGCUACAGUUCCAUUCAGGGUUGGCAAUGAUUGAAGUUAAGACCCAUAUACAGCUUUUUCGUUAGCUAUGUGCCACAUACAAUUCUGGUUGCUUCACCCUUCCCAUAACCUCCAAGAAAGGCAAGGAACUAACUCCUCCAUGUCUUCUAAACCAUUCUCUUCACCACCAUCACCCCCUUCCUCCCGACUUCUUCGCCACCAUGGAAGAUUGCAACGUGCUCGCGGCGGAUUGCGUUGUGAUCUCGUGCUGCUGCCAAUGCUUGAUCCUCCAAAUCACCAUCUUCAUCUUCUUCAAGCUUCCUUGCAAGUUGAUCAGAAAGACGAGGGAGUACACCAUGAAGAAGCUUCAACAAAGAAGGAGAAAAGGGAUUGUUGUGGAAAGCAAAACAGUAUAUCAAUGUGAAAACGACAUUGAGAGUAUUCGAGAAUCAAUGAGAUCUGUAGAGGAUAUCCACAGUUGCAGAAGUUGCAUAGAGGAGGUUGACAAGGUUCUAGAGGAGCUGUAUCAGAGAGGAGAGUUUGGAUUUGGAAGCUUUUGGGGGGGAGGAGAACUGGGUUUCUCUCCAACUCAUCAUUUAGGAGAAGAUGAUCGAUUUGACCCUAGUUUCGUACGGUAUCAAUUGAUUGAAAUGAUUGAGUCAGUUAGCUAAUGAAUCCUAACACAGCUACCUAGCUAUAGCCUGGUCAGAUAGCCAUUGAUGAAACAUAUCAUGCAUGGUUAGUCUUGUAAUUAUGGUUUAGAGUUUCGGCAAAGCAAACAGCCAUUGAUCAACAUCUCCCGGAAUGAGCUGGUUUGAGUUUCAGGGCCUAGAAUUUAGUUGUUUAUUUCAGCACGUAAAGUCGUAGCUAGCUGACAUCAUUUACAUUAUUGCAUAUCAAAUCAGAGCCUCAAUAAGAUGCUUCAACGUUCUAUCA